Molecule: messenger RNA, 947 nt
Organism: Cyprinodon tularosa
Lineage: Eukaryota; Metazoa; Chordata; Actinopteri; Cyprinodontiformes; Cyprinodontidae
Product: OX-2 membrane glycoprotein-like
Exons: 6
Coding region: 36-947 (303 amino acids)
Molecular function (GO): cell-cell adhesion mediator activity
Source: RefSeq, a predicted model, not a curated record
GCCUCUUCUACAUUUAUGGUUUGAAACACGCUACGAUGCCACAUGGACCAACAUUAUAUUUAGUUUUCUUAAUGUUCGGCUGCUGGGGAUCACAUCUAAAAGGUGUUGCAGCUGUGGUCCAAACUCAGCUGACUGUAACAGCAGCAGAGGGGGAAGAUGCUCCUCUCAGCUGUCAGCUCCUGGAAACUAAAGAUGUCCAGCAGGUCACCUGGCAGAAGGUCUUUGGGAGCAAAGAGAGGAAUAUCUGCUCCUACAGCGAGUAUUUUGGUCAAACAGUGAAUCCUGACUUUAAAGAUAAAGUCCAGUUUACAGAAGCUGGACUGAAGAAUUCCUCCAUAGUUAUCAGGAAGGUUACAGAGCAGGAUGAAGGAUGUUAUCUCUGUUUGUUCAACAUCUACCCUGAUGGAGCUCUGAUAGGGAGAACCUGCCUGAAUGUUUAUGAGCUGCAUGAUCCCGUCCUUGAUGUCAACAGAUCAAAGUCUCCUGCAGAGUCAGUUGUGUCCUGUUCAGCCACAGGUCGACCUGCUCCCACUGUAACACUGACUGUUCUACAGCAGAACCUCAGCUUCUCCCACUACAACAGCAGCAGUGUGACCCACAGCAACGGUACAGUCACCGUCACCACCACAGCUCUGCUGUCAGCUUCCAGCAGCACACAGGUUGGAUGUUCAGUGUCAGUGCUCUCUGCUGCUCCCAGAGAGAAGCUGAUCACCGUUCCUGGAUUUAAAGGAACAUCUGAUGAUGGUUCAAAAGAAAAGUCUGUGGAUUUAGACCCGAGGGAAGAGUCUGUAGAUCAGAAUUUCAACUGGAUCUACGCAGUGGUUGUAGUAACUCUGGCCUGUUCUUGUUGUCUCGCAAUCUUCACCUACUGGAGAUAUAAAACUUACAAAAACAGGGGCCCCGAGCAGAACAAAACACCACUAAUAACAACAACUAAGGAAGGGUGA